This is a messenger RNA of Alternaria arborescens, 1542 nucleotides long. RefSeq lists its product as hypothetical. The transcript is spliced from 4 exons. The coding region runs from base 1 to 1542 and encodes 513 amino acids. Gene Ontology annotation, molecular function: FAD binding; oxidoreductase activity. The record is from RefSeq and is a predicted model, not a curated record. Lineage: Eukaryota; Fungi; Ascomycota; Dothideomycetes; Pleosporales; Pleosporaceae.
AUGAUCUCGUCUGUGACCACUUUCUCAGGUCUUUUGACCUCCGUGCUAGCAAUUUCUAGCACUCAUGAUGGCUAUAUUGCUGCCUCAAAUCAAAGCCUGCAAGCUUGUCUCGCAAGCAAGAGCGUCCCGCUUAGCUCGAACUCCUCUUCUGACUGGGCCUCGCUGAUCGAUCCGUACAACCUCCGUCUCAAAUACAUUCCCACUGCUGUCACUCUCCCGAAUACUCCUCAGCAGGUUUCUGAUAUUGUUGUGUGUGCUGCAGCAGCCGGUGUGAAAGUGCAGGCAAGAUCGGGGGGGCAUUCGUACGGCAGCUUCUCGCUCGGCGGAAAGAACGGCAGUCUCGUGGUAGACUUGCGGAACUUCAACACCAUUUCUCUCGAUAAUUCGACUGGCAUUGUAACCGUCGGAGGAGGUGCUCGUCUUGGCAAUCUUGGCUUGGGAAUAUACAAUCAGGGCCAACGAGCGCUCCCACACGGAACUUUCCCAGGCGUGGGAAUCGGCGGACAUUACACCCAUGGGGGCUUUGGCUAUUCGUCUCGUCGUUGGGGCCUCGCGCUUGACACAAUCGUAGCCAUGGAUGUCGUCUUGGCAGACGGUCGUCUUGUGCAUGUCACGCCAGCAAGCUAUCCCGACUUGUACUACGCCCUGCGAGGUGCCGCAGACAGCAUCGGUAUCAUCACAACGUUCCAUCUCCAGACGCAACCGGCGCCGGCUCAAGUUGUGAGCUACGCGUGCAACUUCUCGACAGCUCUGGAGACAGCCGAUGCGGCGGCUGAUAUCGUUUUCAAGCUUCAGACCUUCGUCACCACCUCGCCAUACGUCAAUCGCAAUCUUACACUCGAGGUCUAUACAAGCAUUUUUGGCGAGUUCAGUGUCCGCGGAUGGUAUUUUGGGAACCUAAAUCACUUUACCCAAACUGUCUUUCCAGCAAUUCUUAGCGGGAUGCCAACACCUGAUAACACUACUGUCCAAGAGUACGGCUGGCUAACGGCACUGGAGAAUAUAGCUGAGGGCGAGCCGCUCCGCGAGCCACUGACCGGCUACAACAAUCACCAGACUUUCUACACCAAGUCUGUCGUGACAAGGGAGGCCAAGCCAUUGAGCAAAGUGGCUCUGGCGAGCUAUUUCCGGUACAUUAUCGACAAGGGGCUAACCGCAGCCUUUCCCUGGAACACCUUCAUCUCGCUCUAUGGUGGCAAGGACAGCCAGAUUAAUACGCCUGCGGCCGAUUCUGCCGCCUACUCUCAUCGAGACUCUCUGUGGGUAUUCCAGAAUAUCGGCUCUAGCGCAGAUCGCUUACCGCCGUUCUCGCCAGAAAUUACGACUUUUGUUGACGGCCUUAACGCAGCACUUACUUCCGCGCAACCCGACGGCGACUUCCUAGCCUAUCCUAACUACCUUGAUCCAGCACUGACACCUGCGGAGGCUGCAGACCUCUACUAUGGCCCUGCCACCUACCGUAAGCUUGUCAAGAUUAAGGGUGACGUCGAUCCAGGGGCUGUCUUUUGGAAUCCUCAGGCGAUCGGAAACGCUGUUUUAUAG